AUGUCCAUCACUUCGCGAGCAACGGAUGACUCGUUUGUCCCCUUGACGUCAAGGAUCAGCAGCAGGUACCCGCCAACGGGUCGGCCAACCACCACGGCUACCAGUGUCGCUGGACAAGACAUCGUCUGUGCCAUCAGCGAGUCUCGUGGCGUCUCGUCCAUUGUUGGCUUGGCCUUUGUCAACCUCGCCACAGCGGAGGUGGUCCUGUCCCAAAUCUGCGAUAGCCAGACUUAUGUGAAGACAGUCACCAAGAUCGGUGUCUUCGAGCCUAGUGAAAUUCUAUUCAUGAAUACCGUCAAGGAAUCCAAGCUGCGCUACAUCAUUCAAGAGAACAUACCAGGCCCGAUAUUCACCUUUCUGGAUCGCAAGUAUUGGUCUGACAAGAUGGGCCAUGAGUAUCUGGAACGAUUGGCUUUCCCUGACGAGCUUGACUCUCUCAAGGUGACACUGGGAGGGAACUUCUUUGUGGCAUGUUGCUUCGCUGCGGUGCUGAGGUAUGUUGAGCUGGAGCUCCAAUGCGCUUUUUCCUCCCACUCCCUGCGGAUCAGACUCGAGCCGUCACAAGGGUCCAUGACCAUCGACCUAGCGACUAUCAUAUCCCUUGAACUCAUCCAGAACUUGCACAAUACGAAGUCAAAGGAUAGCCUGUAUGGGCUGCUCAACGAAACCUUAACACCCAUGGGGGCCAGGUUGUUGCGGGCAAACAUCCUGCAGCCGUCCACUGAAAGAGUGAAGCUAACAGCAAGGUACAACGCCGUUGAAGACUUGUCUUCCAAAGAGGAUAUGUUUGUUUCUGUCCGCCAAGCAUUGAAAGGCUUCGUCGACGCCGAUAGAGUCUUGACCUCGAUCAUUCUUGUCCCCACUAACCGAACGGUCCAAUAUAUCGAGCAAUCGGUUAACAAUGUCAUCAUGCUGAAAACAUUUGUGUCUGGAAUCAAGAAAAUUUACCAAGCCCUGGGGGCUGCACAAAGUGAUUUAAUCUCGACAAUCCGCGAGCUAUGUUGUCCCGCAGGAUAUCGUGCUGUCGAGCAGCUCAUCAAUGCAACGUUGAACGAGCACAUCACCUACCAGAGCAAACCAUUAGAUCUUCGGAACCAGCGAGUGUACUGUGUCAAGGCUGGGGUUAACAGUCUCCUCGAUGUGGCCAGACAGACGUACAAGGAGGCCAAUGCGGAUGCUUCAGAGCUUGUGGACAAGCUAGCAGAAACCUGCGAAAUGGCCUUGGAUCUCAAAUAUGACACAGCUCGUCAAUACUACAUCUGUAUUUCCAUUUCAGAUGCGGAGUCACUGCCUGAUGUUUUCAUCAAUGUGUUCCGUAAGAGGAGUCGCGUCGAAUGUCAAACGCUAGAUCUCGUCAAAUUGAACCAGAAAAUCACCGAUGCACACACCGAAGUGAUAAGCAUGAGCGACCAAACUGUCCAGGAACUGAUCCGAGAUGUGUGCGCGCAGGUUUCAGGACUAUUUCGAGUCAGUGAAGCCAUUGGGAUGUUAGACAUGCUGACAGCCUUCGCCCAGCUGGCUACCAGCUAUGAUUACAUUCGUCCGGAGCUGACGGCCACACUGGCGAUCAAAGCCGGCCGCCACCCAAUCCGAGAGCGAAUCCACAGCAGCAAGUUCGUACCAAACGACGCCUAUGCCACACCUCAAACACGGUUCCAAGUUAUUACUGGCUGCAACAUGAGUGGCAAGUCGACGUAUAUCCGCUCAAUGGCACUCAUGACCGUCAUGGCACAGAUUGGCUGCUUUAUACCAGCUCAAUAUGCCUCUUUCCCCGUUGUACACCAACUGUUCGCACGUAUGGCGACAACCGACGACCUGGAUGCCAAUGUAUCCACUUUCGCAGCGGAAAUGCGCGAGAUGGCAUUUAUCCUGCGCCACGUCCAACCUCGGGCGAUGGUACUCGUUGAUGAGAUCGGUCGAGGUACGAGCACAACAGAUGGCCUCGCAAUAGCGGUUGCAUUGGCAGAAGCUCUUCUUGCCAGCAACGCUCUGGUAUGGUUUGUCACACACUUUCAUGACCUGGCACGUAUUUUGUCUGAUCGAAAUGGCGUGACGAAUCUUCACCUUGCUGCAGAUAUUACAGCCGGUGCGAGCAAAAUGACCAUGUUAUACCAAAUUGCCGAGGGUCCAGUUCCAGACCGACGAUAUGGUCUCGUUCUCGCCCAGCUAGUCGACCUCCCCCCUGCUGUUCUGGAAGUUGCGAAACGAGUCUCAGAGACAUUGGACGGCUUUGCUCAGCGCCGAAAUAGUUCGUCGCGUGUGGUUACAAUCGCACGGAAGCGAAAGCUUCUUCUUUCGCUCCGCGAACAACUUUUUAUCGCUCGAGACAGCACCAUGGAUGACGAAUCUCUCCGCCGCUGGCUGCUUGAAUUGCAAAACGAUUUCACGAUGAAAAUGGCAGCCAUGGAUCAGGAAAUGGAUUCGACUAGCGACAGCCUCAGUGAACCCGCUGAGCAUCAAACCUCAAUUCAUAGUAGCCCAGUUCUCGACUCUUGUCAUCGUUCAUCGAGCAUAAGGGAAGGCUCGAAACGUUCCGCAGCGAAAGUGGGGACUGGCUCCGAACCUAUCUCGAUUGAAUCCGACUUCGCAUCAGAGACUGCUGACACUGACAUUGUUGUACUGGUUUGA
Molecule: messenger RNA, 2628 nt
Organism: Penicillium cinerascens
Lineage: Eukaryota; Fungi; Ascomycota; Eurotiomycetes; Eurotiales; Aspergillaceae
Product: MutS family protein MSH4
Exons: 6
Coding region: 1-2628 (875 amino acids)
Biological process (GO): reciprocal meiotic recombination; mismatch repair
Cellular component (GO): nucleus
Molecular function (GO): mismatched DNA binding; ATP-dependent DNA damage sensor activity; ATP binding
Source: RefSeq, a predicted model, not a curated record